Molecule: messenger RNA, 3693 nt
Organism: Leptomonas pyrrhocoris
Lineage: Eukaryota; Euglenozoa; Kinetoplastea; Trypanosomatida; Trypanosomatidae
Product: myo-inositol/proton symporter (MIT)
Exons: 1
Coding region: 405-2081 (558 amino acids)
Biological process (GO): transmembrane transport
Cellular component (GO): membrane
Molecular function (GO): myo-inositol:proton symporter activity
Source: RefSeq, a predicted model, not a curated record
AGUAAACACGUCCGUAGGCGCUCACCUAACUGAGAAGGCUUUUCUGGGUCAGGGAACGUAGUAUAACAUGAAAUUAGUUUGUGUUGACACCUUUCUUUGUUGUUAUUAUUGCUGUUAUUAUUAUCUUCUGCUUGUUGCCACGUCUCGCCAGGGUUCUUUGCACCAGUACUCUUUUCUUCAUUGAACUGCAGUAGCGGCGGUAUUACAGGGGGGGGGGAGAGCGUUACCACGACGCACUUCCUUUGAGCGGCUUUGCGUCUACUUCGUGAGACUUUAUUUUUGUUUUCCUCUUCGCUUUUUACUUUUCCCUCCCAUCAAUUCGAGGAACGAAACACAAAAUAUAUACAUACGUAGAUUAUUACGCACCUACGCGGCCUCAUACAACGACGUAGCAGUGAAAGAAGAUGCGCACAUCAGUGAUGCUGUGCGCCGCCUUGGGCGGUUUUCUUUUUGGCUACGACACCAGCGUGAUCAACGCCGCACUCUUCCAAAUGAAGGACCACUUCGGCUUUGACGAGCAUUCCUGGCAGUACGCCUUGAUUGUGGCCAUCGCCAUUGCCGGUGCCUUCGUCGGCGCCUUCGCCUCCGGCUUCAUCUCUGCCGCCUUUGGACGCCGCCCGUGCAUCGGGGUGGCGGACGUGUUCUUCAUCAUCGGCUCCGUGCUGAUGGCCGCCGCGCCGAAUGUGGCGGUGGUGCUCGUGGCGCGUGUCAUCGUGGGUCUCGCGAUCGGUAUUAGCUCCGCCACGAUUCCGGUGUACCUGGCGGAGGUUACCGCGCCCCAGAACCGCGGUGCCACCAUCGUGCUGAACACGCUGUUUCUGACCGGUGCCCAGCUCGUUGCCUCCGGCUUCACCGCCGCUAUGGUGAUCUACACCGACAAGAACGUCGGCUGGCGCGUCGCCAUCGGCGUCGGUGCGGUACCGGCCAUCGUGCAGCUCUUCUGUAUCCUCUUCUUUCUGCCGGAGAGCCCGCGGUGGCUGCUGGCGCGUGGCAGCCCGGACGAGGCGAAGAACGUUGCGGACCGCUUCGACGUUGACUUGUGCGAGUGGCAGGAGGGAGAUGAAAUCCCCACCGUCAGCAUCGACUACCGCCCCCUCCUCGCGCGCGACAUGCGCUUCCGCGUGGUGCUGAGCUGCGCCCUGCAGAUCAUCCAACAGUUCUCUGGCAUCAACACCAUCAUGUACUACAGCUCCGUCAUCUUGUACGACGCGGGCUUCCGUGAUGCGAAGAUGCCGGUGAUUCUGUCGAUCCCGCUGGCCGCCAUGAACGCCAUCUUCACCGUUGUGGCCAUCUUCACGAUUGACCGCUUUGGCCGUCGCGCGAUGCUGCUGCUGUCCGUCUUCGGCUGCUUCGUGCUGCUGCUGAUCAUCGCGAUCAUUGGCUACUUCCUCGGCAAUAAGAUCCCCUACAACGUGGGUGGCUGGCUCUUCCUGGCGCUGUUAGCCGUUUUCUUGGCCUUCUACGCCCCCGGCAUCGGCUGCAUUCCAUGGGUGGUCAUGGGGGAGAUCUUCCCGACACACCUGCGCACGUCGGCGGCCUCGGUGGCCACCAUGGCGAACUGGGCCUCGAACGUGCUCGUGUCGCAGGUGUUCCCGAUUCUCAUGGGCGCCAUCGGCGUUGGCGGCACCUUCACGCUGAUUGCCGGCCUCAUGGCCUUUGGCUGCGUCUUUGUGUAUUUCUUCGCCGUCGAGACGAAGGGGCUGACGCUGGAGCAGAUCGACAACAUGUUCCGCAAGCGCGCUGGCCUGCCGCCACGCAUCCAUGAGGCGGCGGGGGAGGGUAGCAGCGGCGCCCGCUACCGCAAGGGCGAUCUGGACCUGCUCGGCCACGACGACGAUGAGGAUGACUUGUCCUCAGGUAAUCAGAUAGACGACAUUGUGGCGCAGAAGAAAACGAACGCUGCGGCGACGGCGGACCGCGAGAUCGUCACCGGCGGCAACGGCGACGCGAAGUUGUCUUCCACGGCGGAACCGAAAUCGCUGCCGCGCGAGAUGAUGCCCACGACGACGGAGGCGGCAGCUGCAGAGACGAAGUCACAGCAGAAAGAAGAGACAACGGAAGCGACGAAGUCGGCGGAGUAGCUUGCAGUGCCUCCUUUAAAUGGUCCUGCCUUCUACAACCCUGAAAAGUUAAGCCUCAUCUUCCCGCAUCACCUUUCGUACUGAUUCUCCAGCUUAAUCGUGCGCGCGUGUGUCUGUAUCUCGUGAAGGGGUUGCAUCCUCAUCGUCCUUUUGGGUUUCUUUUUUGCUGUGCUUCUUGGCCCCCCUCCCACAUCGUUAGAGAUCGCUUGAUUUCUAUUCGGUUGUUGAUGGCACUUCGCACCAGUUUUUUUUUGUGCCUUCUCAUGUACGUGUAUUACUGUUCGUAUUUGUGACGCCUAAACAGCAAAAAGCUGCCACGGCAGAGCAUUUCUCUCCCGACCCUGCUCCGUCUUCUUUUGUUUGUUUGGUUUGUUUAUUAUUAUUUUAAAAACACCUUCCCUUUCUCUCUUUAUGGUCUCUUUCCCCUUUUUUUUUUUAGAGUAUCACCUUUGUUCUGUGCGACACUCUUUUCAAAGCCACCCAUCUCGUGCGCUCGCUCUGCGUCGCCUCUUCUCCCGAAUGAGCGCGUAGCUGUCGGUGCGAGGGUGGUUGCAUGCACGCAUGCGCUCUUCUUUCUUCUUUACGCCGUCUUCCUUCUGCCUUUCGUGCGUCUCGCUUUCCCGCAGCCUAUUCCCGCUACAGGUUUUUUGUUUUCUUCUCUCCAAUACGGGAGCGAGGAAACCGCGGAACGAAAGAAAAGGACAUGUGCAGCUUUGCAUAGCCGCCGACCGCUCCUUGUCAUUUUUUCUGCCGCCCAUGACCGCGUUCUUGACAAGGCAAAGUGGUCUUAUCCGGCUAUUGGCACCUUGAUGAAACACUAGUCAUCUUCCGGCUGCUCGGCUCGGUGCGUCGCGAUGUCGAUCAGCAAGCAGAAACCGAAGAACAAAGACAACUAUAAUUAUAGUAAUGAACGAAAGGGAAGUGCCACGCACACAUAUAUUUGCAUCGUCGUUGAUGUCCGUCUCACUAAACUGAGGCAAUGUGCAUCCGUCUUCUCGUUUGCUGCUGUUGUUGUGGUUGGUUCUUUCAGUCUCGCUCUGAUCCUUUAACGUACAUCGCUUGAGGCCCACGAGCAUGCCCCGAUGAGGCAUGUGAGGCUUUUUCUUUUCUUUUUUUUCAUAUAAUUCCCUCUCCACUCCUUUUGCGCUCUCGUUGUUCUGCUUCUGACAGACUGCCUUGGACAACUGCAUCACAGCAAGAAGAACGAGCGCGGAAGGAGGAGGAGGGGGAGGGGAGAGGGAGGGGAACUGCGAGUCGAAGCAGCUCCAAAAGAAUAGAAGAGGGAAGAAACACUGUAUGGUGAGUGUUUCCUUCUAGCUGGCGAAAUGACAAAUCGAUCUCUCUCUCGCUCCAUAUAUAUGUAGGACUUUCAUGAUCUCCACUAAACCAUGCUCGUACCUCAGCACACAACGAAUUGCAGCUGCCCAAUUGGGAUCUUUACUUUAUUUUCAUUAAUGUUGGGUUUGUUUGUUUGCCUAUAAUGUGAAACAAGAAGAAGAAAUACGAAUGCAGAAACGACAAGGUGCUGCGUCUUCUGCGGAAAAAGAAAAAAAACACGUAGAAUGCACGUCGGGCCCUAUGAGACUUGUUAUUUAUUAUUAUUAUUACUAUU